Vombatus ursinus (common wombat) is the source of this 922-nucleotide messenger RNA. It is a transcript of the gene CARD19, whose product is annotated as caspase recruitment domain family member 19. Gene Ontology annotation, cellular component: mitochondrion. The transcript is spliced from 6 exons. Gene Ontology annotation, biological process: regulation of apoptotic process. The record is from RefSeq and is a predicted model, not a curated record. NCBI's taxonomy places the organism in Eukaryota, Metazoa, Chordata, Mammalia, Diprotodontia, Vombatidae. The coding region runs from base 85 to 669 and encodes 194 amino acids.
GCCCGGGCCGGGACACAGACAGGAAAGUCUGCAGGGCCGGCCCUGUCCGGCUCCUGAGCCGCUGCUGCUGCGGUCACCGUCACCAUGUCAGGUCAGUGCAGCCUUGUCGGACUCAGCGCUCCCGAUCAGACUUACUGUGACAGACUGGUCCAAGACACACCUUUCCUUACAAGCAAUGGUCGAUUAAGUGAACAGCAAGUUGACAAAAUUAUCCUCCAAUUAAACCGUUUUUACCCACAAAUUCUCACCAACAAAGAAGCAGAAAAGUUCCGAAACCCCAAAACAUCUCUCCGUGUGCGUUUAUCCGACCUCCUGACCCACCUGCAGAGGAAGGGUGAAAGAGACUGCCAAGAAUUCUACAGAGCUCUGUACAUCAAUGCCCAACCUCUGUACGGCAGCCUGCCCAGCAGGAAGGCCAUGAAAACCUCAGAUUCCACAGAGCUAGACCCUGACAAGGAGAAAUAUAAUCUAAAUGACAGGGGUCCCAUGUUUUUUCUUGCUUGUUUCAGUGUGGCUGCAGGACUAGCUUUCUUGAUUUAUUACUGCUCACCAGAUCCCAGAGUUCUCAGAGGAGCCAGAAGAGUGAUAGGAUUCUCUCCCAUCAUCAUUGGGAAGCACCUCAGUCAUUAUUUGUUAGCCUACUUGGAAAAAGGCUUCAAAGAACCAUGAACCAAAUAUACUUCUCUCUGUCUUCUCAUCUCCUGCUCGCCAAUGGAGUAUAUAUAUCUAUACAGUGUAUCCGAAGUUCCUAUACCAAAGAUUGCCUGGCCUGACCUUGCUUCAGCAGUGACUGUAUCAUUGCGAGUAUAUUCUAAGAGUCAGCCCUGUAUCCCCUGCUUUGUGGUGGGAACAGAUCAUUUAUUUUUUUAAUGGCUUAUUUUUAAAUAUUUAUAACUUCAAUAAAAAUAACUUUUAAUUCAAA